AGUCUGAGACUUCUACAGUAGUAAGCCAGGGCCACGACCCCAACACGAUUGCCAAUUCACGGACAUCCCCUUGCAGCUGGACGCCAAAGGCGCCGCCUUCGGUCGCGAUGGGCACAAGAGAUGCCGAGCAAGCUGAUGCUGGCCAGGGCGCUGUCAGCGGCGAGGCAGGGACCGCAUCCCAACCUGCCCAGGCGCACGUCACAGCGCGUGCUGGCGCUGAGUUUUCUGCGCCGCACGCGGGCACGCUCGCACCACCAGCGGGGGCGUCUGGCUCUUCCCCAGAUGCCGCAUCAUCUGCGGGUGCUGCUAGUAACCCGGCUGCUGCGAUAGCGGCGGUGGCUGCCCUAGGUGACGGCGAGGAAGGCCGGGCACUGCUGCAGGAGUUCAGGGACGCGUUCAGUCACCUGAAUGACGAGACCUUCAUCACUGCUGAGCUGCUGCCGCGGCAGGCGGCGGCGCUGGCGGCGCUGCGGCGGCGCUGCGGGCUGGUGGGCAAGGCGCGCUGGGCGCCGGGGCAGCUGCACGCGUCCGUGACGCCGCAGGAGCUGGCGCUCAUUGAGCAGAUGAGGGAGCAGCUGGAGACCGCGCAGCCGCCGCUGCUGACCAGCCCCCAGGACGCCGCCUACGUGACGGACCUGAUGCUGCUGCGAUACGUGCGAGCCAGGGACCACCACCUGGACAAGGCCAUGCACAUGUUUGCCCACUCCCUGGUCUGGCGCCGCACUCACACGCCCUGGGCCAUGUCCAACCCCGCCACCGCGACCAACAAGAACUCGUCAGACGCCCGCAUCGUGGGGUACGACACGCAGGGGCGGGUGGUGGUGUACAGCAGUUUCGCGCGGAGUGUGGAGCGCACGCCGGAGCACGUCAAGCUCAACACUACCUGCCUCAUGGAGAAGGCCACCCUGUGCGUCAACGCCGGCAGCCCCGGCAGCGUUGUGUGGGUGAACCACUUCGGGGGGCGACACAAGAAUGGGUUCGGGUGGCGCGACGCGAACCCAGCCUUCGCAUUGGGGGCCAUCGAUGUGUUCUCCAACCACUACCCCGAGUGCCUCGCCACCAUGAUUAUCGUGGACCCGCCCGCCGUGUUCUUUGGGCUGUGGAAGCUGGUACACCCACUGCUGCCCGAAAAGACCGCCAAGAAGGGCGACUUCAUCCACAGCCACGCGGACAACAGCGCCAAGUUCAACGCCCUGUUCGGCCGCGAGCUGGCCGCUUACAUCACACAGCUCAUACAGCAGGACGCGCAGUAGCAGGCUGACUGCGGCAGUGUGUGCGCGUGCGUGCAUGUGCGUGUGAGUGUGAGUAUGUGUGUGUGUGACUGUGUGUGUGUGUGUGACUGUGUGUGUGUAUGUGUGACCGUGUACGUGUGUGUCAUAGUGGCACUGUGAAUGGCGGUGUGGUGAAUCAAGUAAAGAGGCAAGAGUGCGGCAAGUAGUAUUGCUGACUGCGUAUGUGUUCGGCGUGGUGUGGUGUGGCGUGGCGUGACGCGUUUGCCUGGCGUUGACAAUGGUGGCAGCGGUGAUCAUGGCGGGUGGGCGGAUAGGCGGGUUGCCUGACCGCCCUGUGACUCGUGGUUAUUGCUUGGAGAUGCGAGCGUCACGGCAGAGUGUGGUGCGUGGCGGGCUGGUGGCAGAGGCGGGUGCUGCGGGACGACAGCUGGGUCGCUGGGAGCGUCACGUGGAAGUAGCCAAGUAGGUGGCUAGGCCGGGGCUGCUACCACGCGCAAGAGCUGAUGCUGGGGGUUUGCAGCAACUUGACGGUUCGUGGGACCGAGGUCGUCCCAGGCACCUCUCCAUGGUCCCUGUGCGCUUGGUCACCCGGAUGAGUUGUGCUGUUUGUUAACGUCCACAGCG
Chlamydomonas reinhardtii is the source of this 1856-nucleotide messenger RNA. RefSeq lists its product as uncharacterized. The transcript has 10 exons. Gene Ontology annotation, molecular function: phosphatidylinositol transfer activity. The coding region runs from base 108 to 1253 and encodes 381 amino acids. The record is from RefSeq and is a predicted model, not a curated record. Lineage: Eukaryota; Viridiplantae; Chlorophyta; Chlorophyceae; Chlamydomonadales; Chlamydomonadaceae.